This is a messenger RNA of Ostertagia ostertagi, 396 nucleotides long. The record is from the annotation of a GenBank genome assembly. NCBI's taxonomy places the organism in Eukaryota, Metazoa, Nematoda, Chromadorea, Rhabditida, Trichostrongylidae.
AUGCGCACUUCAAAAACAUCAAAGGCCCUCAUCGAGAGAACUUUGGGGAACUUCUUAAAACUUGGUCUUCACGUUGCGGAUCGUUGGUUUGGCUACUUGGGUAGCUCAAAUUCCCAGAUGAGGGAUUCUGGCGCGUACUUCAUGGAGAAGUACUCUCGAUCGCAACUUAGAGAAUAUAAAGAGAUCUUCAAUCGUGACCCUCCGCCUAAUUGGCAACCCAAGAUUGAUGACGCUCGCGUAAGUCUCGGAAGGUUCACCACUAUGGAGAGCAUUCCAAAACUUAUGGCGCGUCUCGGUCAGUGCUUCACGCAAAGCAUGAAAACAAGCGUUCCUCUCCGUCGAGAGCAAUAUCGUACAGAUUACGACUUUAUUGGUGGAAGCAACAAGCAAGGGUGA